Molecule: messenger RNA, 4272 nt
Organism: Aspergillus campestris IBT 28561
Lineage: Eukaryota; Fungi; Ascomycota; Eurotiomycetes; Eurotiales; Aspergillaceae
Product: putative multidrug resistance-associated protein
Exons: 13
Coding region: 1-4272 (1423 amino acids)
Biological process (GO): transmembrane transport
Cellular component (GO): membrane
Molecular function (GO): ATP hydrolysis activity; ABC-type transporter activity; ATP binding
Source: RefSeq, a predicted model, not a curated record
AUGGAUUGUCCGCUCGGGAGCGACAGCCACUGGGGCCCACGAGUAGUUUCCCACUGCCGCUCGUUCGAUUUCACGCUGGCCUUCGAAGAUGCUGUCUUCGGCCUUCCCCCGAGUGCAAUAUUCCUGCUCCUGGUGCCCACGGUGUGGUGGUGGGGACGAGACGCGCCGAGACAGCUAUACUCCGGUCGACUGGCGGCCGUGAAAGUGACACUACUGUCUUUAUUAGCCGUCCAAGUGGUCCACACGGUCUUGCGCACUCUUGACGAGCGCCUGCAGACCACCUGGGCCCUUCCAGUCGACAUCGUCAAUAUCGUUGGCCUGACCGUGGCACUCGCAAUGUCAGUCUGGGAGGACCAGCAUCGUGUCGAUCCCUCCGUCGUGCUGGUUCUCUACUUAAGCGCGCAGCUGGUGCUUAUCCUGCCGCAAACCCGCUCGGUCUGGCUGAUCACCGGGUCUUCGGCCGUCUCCAUCCUCGGCACGCUGAAGACGAUCCUGACGCUGGCCGUGCUGGUCACGGAGUCGUGGUGGAAGACUCGUUGGCUGCGCAAGCCAGGGCUGACCAUCGAGCAGCGGUGUGACUUUUGGACUCGGGCUCUCUUUGCCUGGACGUGGACGACAUUCCGUCGUGGAUUUUCCACCGUGCUCGAUCUCGACGAGUUGCCCCAAGUGGACAAGGCAUUGCAGGGUCACGACGCCGUCCGUCGCCUGCGCGAUGCGCAUGGGGCUGUAUUCUGGGCCUUUCGCGCGUCCUUCCUCUCUGCCGUCGUGCCGCGGUUAUGUGUCUCGGCGUUCACAUUCUGCCAACCGUUUCUCAUCACGGCCGCUGUGCGAUUCUUGACCAAGGACGGCCAUUCUGAGGAUGCUUCCAACAAGUCCAGAGGACUGAUAGCAGCAUUCCUGCUGGUUUACGUGGGCUUGGCGCUCUCCAACGCCGUCUACUGGCGCCAGUCAUUCCGGUUUCAGUCCCGCGUCCGGGCAGGAUUGAUUCAACUGCUCUAUGAGCAGUCCAUCCGCAAGAGUCCGGCAGCCCUUGCAGACCGAGCUUCGUUGACCAUGAUGAGCACCGAUGUGGAGCGCAUCCUCUCCGGCCUUCGGUUUGUACAUGAGCUGUGGGCUGCACCUCUGGAUGUCGGGGUUGCUGUCUGGCUCCUGCAACGGCAGUUGUCCGUGGCCGGCGUUGUCCCCGUGGUGGUGGCCCUUGGGUGUCUUCUAGCCAUGUCCCGUGUCUCCGUGCUUGGGAAGCCCCGACAACAGCGGUGGGUCGAGCGGAUCCAACACCGGGUAGAGACCACCACGGUCAUUCUGGAAAAUAUGAAGGCCGUGAAGAUGCUAGGACUGCCCCAGGUCGCCAGGAAUCUGAUCCACCGGCUACGGGUGGUGGAAUUGGACACAUCACGACGGCUGCGGCGCGUGAUUAUCUGGCAGUUGUUUCUGGCAGAUCUGCCCCCGGAGCUGGCCCCGAUGGCGACAUUCGCCAUGUACAGUAUUCUAGCUGCGCUGCACCCGGAUCGGGCUCUGCUCGCGUCUCGCGCUUUUACGGCGCUCUCCCUGAUCUCGAUCCUCACCACCCCCUUGAUUAUCUUUAUGCAGGCAGUUCCCUCAUUUAUGCAAUGUCUGGGCUGCUUUGAGCGCAUUCAGGAGUUCUGCGACAUCGGGGCCCCCGCAUCGCCCGUCUCCCCGCCCCAGCCGGAGGAACAGAAGGAGCCCAAAGAGUCAUCUUCGAUGGUCUACGAAUGUCGCGGAGCAAGAUUUGCCUGGGCCUCCAAGGAGCCAGAGGUUCUGCACGGGCUCGACCUCACGCUGCGGCCCCAGUCCGUCACCAUGGUUGUUGGGCCUGUGGGCGCGGGCAAGUCGGCACUGCUGGCCAGCAUGAUUGGUACCACAGUAAAGGUGGCCGGUCACAUUCUGACUCAAAACCCCCGGGCUGCAUACUGCCCGGCCGAGCCGUGGAUUCUGAACCAGUCGAUCCAGCAGAAUAUCACCGGGUUCGGCCAGUUCGACCAAGCUUGGUACCGACACGUGCUGUGGCUCUGCGCCCUCGACGUCGAUCUAUCUAUUCUUUUGCAGGGGGAUGAGACCGUCGCCGGAAGCAAUGGUGUGUCUUUGAGUGGUGGACAGCGGGCGAGGAUUGGACUGGCCCGGGCGAUCUUCUCUCGUCGACCGGUGCUGCUUCUGGAUGAUGUGUUCAGUGGUUUAGAUGCACACGCGGUUUCUCUGAUUUCCCGCCGCCUCUUAGGAUCCGAGGGCUAUUGCCACCGAGCCCAGGUCACCGUUGUGCUGGCAACCCAUAAUCAAUCCCUACUGCAGUACGCGGACAAUAUUCUUUUCCUCAACCUUGGAAAAAUCGCCUAUCACGGUCCUUUCAACAAUCUACCACCGACUCUGUUGUCCGAGCUUUCCCACGCUGGGUCGCCUCAAUCGAACCCUGACGAUGAGUGUCCAUCCCCCGAGCCAAGAGCCAGCAAACCCCCUAGUAUAUCAUCGCGGGAGGAUGGCGACUCGUCCAGACUUGUGGCAGAGAAGGGAGAGUCGGAUUGGACGCGGCGCGAGGGCAGCUGGUCUGUUUAUCACUACUAUGUCCAGGCGGCUGGCCAUCGAUGGAUCAUUCUCUUCCUUGUCCUCUUGGCUAUCAACGCGACAGCCUCCAACUGUUCCGUGGUCUGGCUCCAAAAAUGGUCGGAUGCCAACAGCCGGACGCCCAACCAGUCUCUCGGCAUGUACCUCGGAAUAUACAUCAUGAUAUUCGCUGAGACGACGAUGAACAGGGUUCUCAUGAUGAACAUUAUCACCAAUACAGGACUUCGACUGCAUUCCCACCUCCUCGGCGCUGUAAUGGGUGCCCCGUUUAGCUUUUUUCGCGACGCUGAUAUAGGCGAAAUCACAAACCGAUUCAGUCAGGAUAUGGAUCAGAUUGACUUGCAGCUCCCGAUGAUUGCCGUCAAUACAAGCAUCAGUCUCGCGCAGUGUCUGGGGAAGCUCAUCAUCCUCUGCAUCAAGUCCAAAUAUUUAGGCAUCGCGGUUCCCGUCAUUUUGAUCGUUGUCUACGGUAUUCAAGCGGUUUAUCUACGCACAUCGCGCCAGAUUCGUCUGCUAGAUAUCGAAGCGCGCGCCCCACUAUUCACUCAUUUCCUAGAGACCAUCCAGGGGAUCGCCGUCCUGCAGUCGUUGGGCUGGGAGUCUAGCAUGACCCGUCAGGGGGCCGUGCUGGUUGACCGGUCACAGCGGCCGGAGUACCUCCUCUCCUGCAUUCAACAGUGGUUGGCCCUUGUGCUGGACCUGAUGACGGCUGGCGUUGCCGUACUGGUUGUGGUGCUGGGCACCCAACUCCCGUCCCAGGUAAGCCCCGGCACCAUUGGCGUAUCGCUGAACAUGCUCCUCGGUUUCAGCCAGUCCCUCAAACUCGUCAUGCGCUACUGGACGCAGCUGGAAACCUGCAUCGGGUCGGUGGCACGCGUCCAGCGUUUUGUCCACGAGACUCCGUCCGACCAUCGAGAGCCUCCGACGCUCGCGUUACCUCCCGAAUGGCCUGCCCAGGGGGGUAUCGCCAUCAACCACGUCAGUGUGGGCUACCGAGGGACCGAGUCCCGGCCAAUCCUGCAGGAUAUCAAUUUGUCUAUCCGCCCCGGCCAAAAAGUUGCCAUCUGCGGCGGGUCCGGUAGCGGCAAGACAACGCUGCUCCUCGCGCUGUUGCAGCUGGUGGAUGUGCACAGCGGGAGCCUCGAGAUCGACGGUCAAAACCUGGGUGCGAUCCCAAUCACAGAGGUGGCGUCCCGCAUCGCCGUCGUCCCGCAAGAGCCCUUCCUGAUGCCCGGUCGACUGCGAUUCACUCUCGACCCAACCGAUCAGAUCCCGAGCGACACGAUGGAGGCGGCCCUGCGCGCCGUGGGAUUAUGGGAGCGACUCUGUCCAGACGGUGAUCUCGAGGCCUGCAUCACCGUGUCUUCCUUGUCGAUGGGGGAACGGCAGAUGCUGUGUCUGGCCCGCGCCCUUUUGCACCGCCGGUCUAUCCUCCUUCUCGAUGAAGCCAUGAGCAGCGUGGACUACCACACCGAAGAUCUAAUGCAAGAUAUCAUCGACCGCCAUUUCGCCUCUCAGACCGUCGUAGCCGUGGUUCAUCGACUCCGUACCAUCCGCCAGUUCGACCGCGUCGUAGUCCUGCAGCAAGGGCGCCUAGUGGAAGACGGCUCCCCCGACGAGCUACUGGGUCGUGACUCGGCGCUGUCGGCUUUGUACCGUGCCUCCGUGGCAGCGCCAGAUUCGGAUCGUCGCUGA